Messenger RNA from Megalobrama amblycephala (Wuchang bream), 3904 nucleotides. RefSeq names its product synaptotagmin XIVa (gene syt14a). The transcript has 8 exons. The record is from RefSeq and is a predicted model, not a curated record. Bases 335 to 2374 code for a protein of 679 amino acids. NCBI's taxonomy places the organism in Eukaryota, Metazoa, Chordata, Actinopteri, Cypriniformes, Xenocyprididae.
GUUCCUGUCUGGCAUUGGCGUGUUCAUCUUUCUUGUGAUUGUACUCUUUCUUUACCUCAAUAUCAAACUGUCCCUUGAGAGUGCCAACCAACUGCCCAGCCUCGACCAGUACAGGAAGAGCACAGAAGCAGCAGGUGUUCAUAUAAUUUUGGUUUACAAUAGUUUUUUGCCAUUUGAAGUAGUUUUAAACUGCAGAUUUAAAGUAGUCUAAUAUUAUGUAAAUAAAUUUUGUUUUGAGUAUUUUGAAAUGACCUUCCAUCGAUGAUAAAUUUAAGACUGGGCUGGAAAGCUUUCAGAGAAAUCAUAAACUGAGCAAUUACAUCAAAACUGCAACAUGGCAUUUUUUAAGAGCUUCCAGCAAAGUCUCCCCUCCAUGUCUGCCAUGUUGGAAUCCGUGACCGAGAAGGUCGAUGACCUGGCUUAUGCGCUGAGUGACGUCACGUACACAGUGAGCGGAGAACUUGCCGAGCAUGUGAACAGCAUCAUUCACAAAGUCCAGGCCGAGGAGCUGAAGAGGAUUCGUAAGAAAGAGGCGGAAGAGAAAGAGGCUGCAGCACGGCAGGCCCAGGAGAGAGAUCCUUUUCUGUGUAGGACUGAAAUCCAGACCCAGGCUGCAUCUCAGCCUCAGACUUCAAGCACCGACAAUGGUUCAGUGCUGUCAACUGAGACCUCUACAGAAAGCGACCUCUCACAGACUCCUGACACAAAGUUAAAGUCGCAAAAUAGUGCUGAAUCACCUUCUGUACUCCAACAAAAUGGAUCCUGUGUUAAAGAAAGAACCAGGUAUACUAAAUUAAAAACAAACAGAAGCCCAGUGGAUGGUGGUGAGAAGAAGAAAUCUAGCAAUAGGGACAGAUGUGCUGAAGAUAAGAGUUACGUGAAUGCAGACUAUCACUGCUCGUCGUCAGACAGUGAUGAUGAGGUGAUUGGCCAGUACCAGGAGGCUGUGUCUCGAUCACAGGGUCUCCGGGGGGGCUCAGCGGGGACUAACUCACACCACCAGAAGGGCUAUGGCUGGGACACGCGGAAGAAAUACUGCCCCCUAGCGGCUGAAUAUGAUGGCUACAGCAGCGAGGCCUCAGCAGAUGACGUACACUGUAUCCAGCGGAUGAGACGGACUCCGCCAUUGGACGAGCUGCAGCCUCCACCCUAUCAGGAUGAGGAUGGGUCACCACGUAUGUCGUGCACGCCCUCUGACCUGGGCGAUACCAAAUGUGACCUUUCCCAUGGGAGCGAGAGCCCCAGACACAGCUAUGGGAAAUGUCCAAGCGAGGGCAGCGGAGCACAGGAGACGGAGAGUUUCCUUAACAAGGGCUAUGAAGAAGAUGUACCCAGUGACAGCACUGCUGUACUCAGCCCAGAGGAUCUGUCUGCACGUGGAUCAGCUGCUCAGCUUCCUAAAGGUUACGACCCUGAGCCUCUCGCUCAAUACGGAACUCUCGACGUCGUCUUCGACUAUGACUCAUCUGACCAGCGUCUGUCCGUCACGAUAACAGCACUGACGGACAUUCCUUCUCUCAAACGCACGGGGAACAUCUCCUGGCAGGUGCAUCUAGUGCUGCUGCCCACCAAAAAGCAGAGGGCAAAAACCAUCAUCCAGCGUGGCCCCUGCCCCAUCUUUACAGAGACAUUUCACUUCAGCCAUAUCGAGUCGGAGAUGAUCGGGAACUAUGCUGUCCGGUUCCGCUUGUACAGCGUUCGCAGGAUGAAGAAGGAGAAGGCUCUCGGAGAGAAGGUGUUCUACCUCACCAAACUCAACCUGCAGGGCAAGAUGUCAGUCCCCAUCAUACUGGACCCCUGCUGCAACAUACCUGGCAGUGACUCUCAGGCAAGCGUAUCAGACGUGUCGUGCAGCGAGACGGCCUCGUCAUUCCCGUCUGCAGGUCAGGGAUCGGCUCCAGAGAUCCUGCUGGGGCUUGUGUACAACGCCACUACAGGACGACUCUCUGUGGAAGUCAUCAAAGGAAGCCACUUUAAAAACCUGGCGGCAAAUAAACCUCCCAACGGUUUGUUCUGUUGUCUAAAGCACUUGAUAGGUGGGCAGGUGUACAUAAUCCGAGACACCUAUGUAAAGCUGACUCUACUGAACUCAAUGGGUCAGGAGAUGUCCAAGUGCAAGACAUCGAUUUGCCGCGGCCAACCCAACCCCACCUACAAGGAGACCUUUGUGUUCCAAGUAGCUCUGUUUCAGCUCUCUGACGUCACGCUCAUCCUGUCGGUCUACAACAAGCGCAGCAUGAAACGGAAGGAGAUGAUUGGCUGGAUCUCUCUGGGGCUGAACAGCUCCGGGGAGGAGGAGCUAACACACUGGACUCAGAUGAAGGAGUCAAAGGGACAACAGGUGUGUCGAUGGCACAGUCUAUUGGAGUCCUAGAAUGUCAAUAAGUGACGGCAACGAUAUGUGUAAUGGGGUGGGGGACCGAGAGCAGGUCAGGCCCUCGAACGGCCCAAAACCGACAGAGCUGGCCCCCACUGCAGUGCAUUAUGAGAAACGCGAGUAGUUCCGGGGAUGUAAUCUGCUCUCCUUCCCAAUGCAUUGCAGGAAAUGGGUUAGAGAAAAUGAUGAAAACAGGGUUAGAUAUGCCACACCGCUAAUGGUGGAAACACUAAUGAGACAGAGUUUUAUGUUUAUUUAGAUAUUUAUUUGUAUAUUUUUUGACUUGACUUGAUGUUUCUAUUUUUGUUCUGCUUGAGAUGGUUGUUUCUAAAGGGGUUAUAGGAACAGAGAAAGAACAAAGACGAGGUGAGUUAAAAUGUCUUCGCUCAGACGAUAACUGGCGUUCUGAGAUUACAUUGCUUUGACCUUAAAGCAGGGGUAAAAUUUCUGUCCGGUUGAUUAUAUGCCAUUCUGAGGCAUUUUAAUGGAUACUCUGACAGAUGUGCAGUAUCUGAAUGAAUGUCUGGCUUUCCUCGACAUGUGAUCAGAUUGUCUAGAUCUCAUUCUAAUACAUGAUGUAGUUCAUUCCACUUUGAAAUCUACCAUCAGAGUGCCAAUCCAGACUUCACUGCACACAGCCUGAGCCUGUCAUCCAGCGUUAUAUGUCAGCUAUUUUAUUCCACUCAUUCUAAAUGUAAUACCUAGCAAUCAGGAACAAACCCCAAAACGAAUAGAUAAUAGAAAAACAUUCUUUUCAUUCUCAGUAUGACAUUAAGAGGCAAUAAGUAUAGAACUUUUCUUGUAUUAACUAUACAUUUCUAGAAACACCUUAUAAUAUUGAUUUAAAGUAAUAUAAUACAUGUUUAUUAUAAUGAUACCCUAUUAAUAAAAAUAUGAAAUAUGUAAAAAAUAUAUUAAAUAUAUUAAAUUAUACAGUCUUGAUUUGAAACACAUAUUAGUUUUAUAUCUAUUUAUACAUGAAAAUCUUGUAAAAUAGAAGCAUUUAUUAAUUUAUUUAUUUCAGUUUACCAGUAAAUAGCUAAGCUAAGUGAACAGCUUUCUAUAUUUUAAUUAAAUAUUAUAGAAAAAGCCCUUACAAUAAAAUAUCAUGUAAAUAAAAAAAUUGUAAUUAUACCAUACUGACCAUAAUGUUUUCACCACUGUAAAGGCCUGUUUGCACCAAGAACAACAACUAUAAAGAUAACUAUAAUGAUAAUUAUAGUUAUGGAUACGGACGAUAUGUUCUGUUCAUUGUAAGCGUGCACUGUAGAGCUUGUUAAGUUGGGUGGAUUCUGAUUGGCUGUCAAUGUUUUUGUCAUUCAUAAGCUAGGGAAAAAGUCUUACUGAAAGCGAUUCCAACAAUAUCGUUAACACUGUGUUGACUCAUAAAAUGAGAAUGGUUAUACAAACGUUAUAGUUAUAGUUAUGGUCCUUGGUGUGAACAGGCCUUAAAGGGUUAGUUCACCCAAAAAUGAAACUUCUGUCAUUAAUUACUCACGAUCAUGUCAUUCCAAACCCGUAAGUCCU